AUGAGACUGAUAGCGGUGCCUCUAGCACGGGCGAGACCCACCUCGCAUCCCAUCUCCACCUUUGUCGCACAAACCGCCUCCAGAGCCGCUGAAAGGGCCGCAGCCGAAGCAGCUGCAGCAGCAAAGCAAAACAAUGGCGCCGCCAACAUUGCUCAGCCACCCUUCAUGACUCGCAUGCUCAACAAGGCGUCCGCCUUCUGGAUUGAUCUGGGUCGCACCGAUCAGACUAGCACGUUUGACUGGAAACGAAGGACGUACGUUGUAGGCGAGCGCUUGAUGGAUCGCAUCGAGUACCAAGAGUGGGCGUUGAAGGGCAUCGACCCGGCCAUGGGUCCACAUUUGAUUCGGCGCGAGCCGAAGGAUGUGAACAGCGAGGGCUCGAACAGUGGUGGCAUCCCGAAGCUCGAUCAUGUGCCACUCUUGUAUCCGUCGUCGUUACUCGAGCCGCAGCGGCUGCUCAACAGCUUGAAGAACUUGACGGAUCAUCGUACCCCGCACCACUACCGGCGGUUCUGGUACUGUGUGGCGGGCAUGCCAGUUACUAUUCCUUUUGCUCUUGUUCCCGUGGUACCAAAUCUGCCAUUCUUCUACCUCGUAUACCGAGCAUGGAGCCACUGGAAAGCAUACAAAUCGUCGCAGUACCUCUCGACAUUGAUAGCGCAGGACCUCGUCCGCCCCACCGAGAGCAAGGAACUCGACAGCAUUUUCGCACAGGUCACCCCGCCACCAUCCGCACAAGCACUCGCGUCGGAAGCGUCAAGCGAGAAGAAGGCGGCGACAGCGUCCGCGGCCAUCGAAGACGAGCGCAUGCUGCUGCUCCCGCAUCAUAUUCAGCUGUUGAUGAAUAAGAUGGAGUUUCCGGAGUGGGUGAGGGCGGACCUGCGCCGUGCGCGGUUGCAGGUGGAGAAGAGUGUUGUCGAGAACAAGCUGGAGGAGUUGGAAAGCAGUGCUGAGGAUGUUCAUCCGGAGAACAAGAAGUGA
This is a messenger RNA of Sporisorium graminicola, 981 nucleotides long. RefSeq lists its product as uncharacterized. Gene Ontology annotation, cellular component: mitochondrial inner membrane. Lineage: Eukaryota; Fungi; Basidiomycota; Ustilaginomycetes; Ustilaginales; Ustilaginaceae. The record is from RefSeq and is a predicted model, not a curated record. The transcript is spliced from 3 exons. Gene Ontology annotation, biological process: proton transmembrane transport; potassium ion transport. Bases 1 to 981 code for a protein of 326 amino acids.